Molecule: messenger RNA, 942 nt
Organism: Cryptococcus wingfieldii CBS 7118
Lineage: Eukaryota; Fungi; Basidiomycota; Tremellomycetes; Tremellales; Cryptococcaceae
Product: serine/threonine-protein phosphatase PP1
Exons: 7
Coding region: 1-942 (313 amino acids)
Cellular component (GO): nucleus; cytoplasm
Molecular function (GO): protein serine/threonine phosphatase activity
Source: RefSeq, a predicted model, not a curated record
AUGGGAGACCAGCAAGAGAUCGACCUUGACUCCGUCAUUGACCGAUUGUUAGAAGUGCGCGGCAACCGACCCGGUAAAGCCGUUCAACUGGCUGAAUACGAGAUCAAAUAUCUCUGUACCAAGGCUCGUGAAAUCUUCAUCAGCCAACCCAUCCUCCUCGAGCUUGAAGCGCCCAUCAAGAUAUGCGGUGAUAUCCACGGACAAUAUUACGACCUUCUGCGACUCUUCGAGUACGGAGGUUUCCCCCCCGAAGCAAACUACCUCUUCCUCGGUGACUACGUCGACCGAGGCAAGCAAUCGCUUGAAACCAUCUGCUUGUUGUUGGCGUACAAGAUCAAGUACCCGGAAAACUUUUUCAUCUUGAGAGGAAACCACGAGUGCGCCAGUAUCAACAGGAUCUACGGGUUCUACGAUGAGUGCAAGCGUCGUUAUAACAUCAAGCUUUGGAAGACCUUUACCGACUGCUUCAACUGUCUUCCCAUCGCCGCCAUCAUUGACGAAAAGAUCUUUACGAUGCACGGUGGAUUGAGUCCCGACUUGCAAAGCAUGGAGCAGAUCAGGAGAGUGAUGCGACCGACAGAUGUCCCUGACACUGGUCUUCUCUGUGACUUGCUUUGGUCUGAUCCCGACAAGGAUAUCACUGGAUGGAGCGAGAACGACCGAGGUGUCUCGUUCACUUUCGGUCCGGACGUUGUCUCUCGGUUCUUGCAAAAGCAUGAUAUGGACCUGAUCUGUCGAGCGCACCAGGUCGUCGAGGACGGUUACGAGUUCUUUGCCAAGCGACAGCUUGUCACUCUCUUCUCUGCCCCCAAUUACUGCGGUGAAUUCGAUAACGCGGGUGCCAUGAUGAGCGUAGAUGACACUUUACUCUGUUCAUUCCAAAUCCUCAAACCCGCAGAGAAGAAGCCGAAAUACGGCGGUUACCCCGGUGGCCGGCGUUAG